AUGAUGGACAAAGAUAAGAGAGUUAAGGAUCUGGUAUUGCCUAGUAUGUUGGAGUACAAGGUGAUGGAGGAUUUCAGGCGCACACUGUCAAAACGACCAUACGAAUAUUUGGAAGAUGGGAACUACGACGUGUAUUUGAAGGAUACUAAAAAGCAGAAGGAUGAGAAGGAGCCAUACGUAUCAGUGCACAGAAAGGAGCUAAUUAAGAUAUACUCAGACAUUUUGACACUGAUUAAACAUAAACAGAAGCAUAUAAACUCACAACUCGUUAACCCGAAGUUCGAUAUUGCAAGACAUAACUUUAUUUGCAUUUGCAAAAAUUCAGUCAAGUUCCAUGACUACUAUUUGAAGUCUGGAUCUCCACCACGCAGUGUGUCUGAACUCAAAUCUAAACCUGAAAAAAUGCCUAAAGUUCCAGAGGAAAAGCCGGCAGUUAAGCCCAAACCCGAAACUCCAGAGUUAAAUGAGACUAAUUAUGAAAAGGCAUAUUUGGUAUCAACAUCGAGGACUGACGAGAGCCAACAAGAUGAUUACUACUCGCGUUUAGAUACCUACUUCAGCCUUAAAUCAAAGGAACACACAUCGCCAUCGACUGAAAGGGUUAAAUCGACCAAAUUAGUGGAUAAGAGUGGUAAGGGAGUAACAUUUGCAGGAGUUGGCAGUGUGCAAAAAACUAGUUCAUUUGUAGAUCCUGUGAAAAAAGCUGAUUCACUUGUUGAAAGUUUGCAAAAAAGUGAAACGUUUUCCUCAGAAUCAUAUCCUGAGUCAAUGGAACGCAAAGAUACGUAUAAAGUCGAAGAUUUGAUGCAACUCCCAUCACUGAAUAUUGAGGCUUUGCACCCUUCAGAGUCUCGAGAGAGUUCAGUGGAAUCAGUUAAGGUAAGGCCAAAACCAAGAGAAAGGAAAGUAAAAGAUGUGAAAACUGGAGAUAAACAAGUUGAACAAACUGUUUAUGGAGUUGAUGAAAAAGUAGAUAAAGAAGGUGAACUGGACUUCCAAAAGAGUUCAUUGUUGAAUAACCAGGAGGCUGAGAUGAGGAACGACUUGUUGCACUUGUUUGAGAGUGUGGGAGUCCUUUCAGACUUGCCAAGGGAAAGAUUGCUUGAGUUGAGUUCUCACUUUAAGUUGAGGUCAUUUUUUGCAAAAACAAGUAUAAUUCUGGCAGGAGAAUACCCGAAGGAGUUUUACAUAGUAGCAUCAGGUACAGUGUCGAGUUAUGCUUAUGACCCAACUGACACUGAGGACACUUACAGGAGAACAUAUCUUAGUUCAGACUACUUUGGAGAGUCGUUCAUCAUCGAUGAUGUUCCGAGUGACGAGUUCUACGUGGCAGACACACACGUCACACUCCAGGCGAUGAACUCUAAACUUUUCAGAACACUGUUGGCAGACCAGUUUAACGCCUUCAAGUGUAGAUUAAAUGAGCUUAAGCACUAUGCCAGUUAUGGAGCACACAGACUUGGAACAGGGAAGUUUCUCAGUACCAGGUUUGGAACUGCUAGAUUGGGAACCGGGAAAUUUGGUAAUGUUAAGGUUGGAACUGUUAGAUUGGGGACUAAAAUUGGAACAAAUCUUAAUUUGGAUAGGUUUAUGACAGAUGAGAAGGAAGUUAAGGCAUACACAGUUUUGGGAAAGGAGUUACUUGGGUUUAUGAAGAGUUUCUACUUUUUUGCAAAGUAUGAGCAGAUGAAUAAGUUGGCUAAAAAGGUAACGUACCAGGAGUACUCUAACAAGGAGAUUUUAGAAGAUGUGGCUAAGGGUAGUGGCUUGUUUUUGAUAUUCAAGGGUAGAAUAUCCCUGCAAAUCUACGAACAAAGUUAUAAUAGACAACUGGAACUUGUAUCCUUUGCACCAAACUCGUACUUUUUCAAUUUCAGACCUAAUAGUGAAACUGUAGCCAACAUACUAGACAGGAAGUCUUUAGUUGUAACUGAAAAUGUAAAACUGCUGUAUUUGGCUCAAAAGUAUGUACAAAAGUGCUUAUCAGAAUCCUUACCGCAAAUGACAACGUACCUUGAAAAUCUGUACAAAUCAAGGUAUAUCCACAUUGCUACCGUUGGUGAUAAAGUUACGAGUAGCACCAGUAGUGAUGAGGAUAGUGAAGAUUCAGUUGAUGAUAUAGUUCCUGACAAAACUGCUUCCUCAUCAGAAGGCACUGAAUCAUCUAGUGAUGAUUCGCCCAGUUUAUCUGAGUCUCCUGUUGCCCCUAAGGAUUUGUCAGAUUCUCCAGAACCUUCUAAGGAUUCUUCUGGAACUAUUAAUGACACUGAACCUACGCCUGAGGAUAGCAUUGAAAGUAUAAAGGAAUCAACUGACAGUGUCAAGUGUAGUGAACAAACUGUUGAGGAUAGUGAAAGUGUCAAAGAAAGCGAGCCUGUCCCUGAUGAUAGCAGUGAAACUAUAAAAGAAUCUACAGACAGUGUUAAAGACACCGACCCUAUCAUUGAGGAUACUAUAAUUGAGGAUAGCGAGAGUGUUAAGGAUUCAGAACAAACCCUUGAGGACAGUGAAAGUCUUAAGGGUAGUGAACAAAGUCCGGAAAGUGCUUCUGAAGAUGGUCUGAUCGUCUCAAGACGGUCUUUUGAAUAUCCUGCCGAUGUUUCAAUUCGUGGGUCAACCUACAGAAGUGAAAAACUCGAUAGUUCAAGAACUGGCUCCAAUUUACAGAGCAGACGUGAUAGUUCUAGAAGUGUUUCAACCCUGGAAAAUAAGCUUGAUAGUUCAAGAAGUAGUAAACUCGAGUCUAAGGAGUCGUCAAGGUCGAGAUUAUCGGGUGGCUCAUUACUCAACAGGACUGUUUCCAGAAGAUCAUUUGAGGAUCCAGCUGAAGUUUCAAUUAGAGGUUCGACAUAUAGAAGCGAGACCCUUGAUAGUUCCAGGACAAGUUUGGCAAGUGGUGCAUCAGUUCUCAAUAAAAUUGUAUCCAGAAGGUCAUUUGACGAUCCAGUGGACGUUUCAAUUCGUGGAUCAACUUACAGAAGUGAAAAACUAGAUAGUUCAAGGACUGUCUCAAGCUUACAAACUAAACCUUCUCCCGUUCCGGAUCUCGAACGUAUAGUAUCAAGACGUUCAUUUGAGGAUGCUGUUGACGUUUCCAUACGUGGUUCCACAUUUAGGAGCGAGAGGCCCGACAGUUCUAGAAGUGGCUCUAGUUUGCAAAAUAAGCUUGACAGCUCUAGAUCUAACCUUACAAGUGGUUCAUCGGUGCUUAACAAAAUUGUCUCUAGAAGGUCUUUUGAAGACCCUGUUGAUGUUUCAAUUAGAGGUUCUACGUACAGAAGUGAUACACUAGAUAGCUCAAGAACCAGUUCAAGCCUGGAAAAUAAACUUGAUAGUUCAAGGAGUAGUAAAUUAGGGCCUAAGGAAUCAGCAAGAUCAAGUUUAAGCAGCGGUAGUGAACGUUUUGUGGAUAAAAUAAUGAGGAAAAUGGAAUCAUAUAAAUCACUAAUCUACUCAUCCGAUACACCAAAAACCACAAGUAAAGAUGAAAGCGCUAGAGAUUUAACUGAUGGUAGUGUUAAAGAAAGUGUUAAGGAUGAGUUGGAUUAUGAAAUGAUCAGGAAAAACACAUUAAUGGCAUCACACAUGUUGAUUUCGGAUACUGAGCUUACGUCAAGAACAUCUUCUAACGAUAAACCUGAGUCAUCAGAACACGUAGUAUCUGAUCAAGUUUCAUCAUCAAGAGCUUCUUCUGGAAGGCGCUUGUCCAAAACUUUUUCAUCGGGGCAAGUUGAGCCAGUUGUGAACAUUAGUGAACAAGUAGUUAAGAGUUUGGAAACAUUUGUCUCAGAUGAGAAUAAUAGAGAGAGGGAUAACAAUUUGUUUGACAGCAUAAAGGAAAGUGACGCUAGCAGCGUAGCAAGUGAAGUUAAGUUCAUAUUUAACAUUCCAAAUUUGGAGGAUGUGAAUGUACCGAAACUGAAGCUUGAGACUCAAGAUGUUGGUGAGAAGUUGGAUAGCUCAAGAGUUGAUGGUAACGAUAACUUUGUAAGUAUAAAAACACUACCAAUGUAUAAUAAUUUGAAGCCUGAUAUUGGUAAGGAGCGUGAAAUUAAGUAUGUUGACCACCAUAGCCUGGAUGAAGCUGUAGAGGCCUCUGAGAACAUGUUUGAGGAUGAAAAGCAACAAAUGUCAGAUAAGAUAGUUCACAGACAAACCUCUUCGUCAUUUUUGCUAACCUCAAAUUCUAUCAACUACGGAGAUGCCUCAGCAGAAAAAAUUGCGAGAUUGGAAGCACUGGAUCAGUUGAUAAGUAAAAAUUACCCCUCUGUCCAAGAAUCUAUUAACACCGUAGUAGAAGUUAUACGAUUAAGGUCUCUUAAUACACAGUCUUCCAUUACACCGCCGGUUCUUACACCCUCAGUUCAUUCAGUUGAUAAUGACAUGGAAGUGGAAAAGGAGGAUCAAUUACAGACUGAUAUGUCUGAAAAGGUUGAAAAAUUGGAUGAGUUUGGGACAAAAUCACCAUCACUUGACAUUAGUGAGAUACCAGACCUUAAAAAAAUAUUGUCAAAAGUCCACGAAAUGUACGUUGGCAAAGACGACAAAGAACAGUCACUAAGUGGAUCCCGGUUCUCAUCAAUAGACGAUGUAUAUAUACACUUGGACAAAAUUGAAAAAUUAUAUUCCAAAUCAUACACCACUGAGAUGGAUCGCACUGAGCCUAAAGUUGAUGAUGUUCCUAAACCCCAACUUGACGUUGGUGAACCUGUGGGUAGUAUGGGUACUAUGGAUAGUGUUUAUGGACUUGACAGUAUGUAUAAAUCUAGGGAUGAUGUCGAGGUUGAAAAGGUUACUGAAGAUCCUGAAAUUGAUGUUCCUGAGCUUGAACUUGUUGAUGAAACUAUGGGUAGUAUGGAUAGUGGUGUGUAUGGGUUGGAUACCAUGUACAAGUCCAACGAUAGUAUGUUUGAAUUGGAAACAUUGUAUAAACAAACUUCAAAUGUGGUUAACAAAUCCCUAUCUGAUGAAAUUUACGAUACUGACAAAGACGAAGUUUUAGAGCAAACUGAACCUCAAGAUACCCUACUCAACACCAUCAGCAAAUCAUUUGAUACGAUAACCCAGGAAUUGACAGUGGAUAAUAUAACCAAGAAAUUAUCAAUGGAUAGUAUAACUGAUAAAUUAAGUUUGGAUAACUUAACAGAAGGAAUGUCAAUUGAUGAUUUAAGUAAGAAAUUCACAAUGGAUAGCAUAGCUGGAAAAUUAUCUGUUGAUGGUAUAACUGAGAAACUGUCUGUAGAUGGAAUAACUGAGAAGUUUGAAGGAAUAACAUUGGAUAACCUGAGUAGAGAGAUAAGUAACAUUGGUGAAGAGAUUACAGGAAUGCUUUCGUCUAAAUCAAGUGUGAGAAGUGGUUUAGGGCCUGAGGAAUUGGCUAAGGAUGAAGAAGUUGAAGAAAAACAGGAACCGAGUGUGUUUGAAUCUUCAAAAUUAAUGAUCAGUAGCAUUUUCGAUAAUAUUACAAUUUACCCAUCAAAAACCCAGACACCAACUGAAUCAUCUGAUCAGACACAAGUGGAACAAAAAGAAGAACAGUAUCAACAAAAUCAACAAGAUGAGGAAUAUGGUGUAGUGGAGUUGAGUGAGAACAAUGUAUUUAUUGACAAGUAUAAUUUGGUGAGGAGAAUAAGCUUGGAUUCAUCGUCAUCAUAUGUUAGCUCGACGAGUAGUACGGAAAGAACCACUUCAGAUAGUGGGGGCCAAACUCUUGAAAAUUCAUCUGGAGAAUACACACAGCCAAACCAGUCAAUUGAAUACAGUGAUGGUUCCAGCCUUUUGAACUUCCCAGCAGCCCAAGUCAUUGACUCCACUGAUAGUGUUAAUCUUGAUAGUGCUAGUUUAGAUAGUGGAACAGUGGAUACAAGUGCUAUGGAUAUGGAUCAUAGCGUGUUAGACAACAGUGUCACCGUGGACAAUAGUGCAAUGGAUAUGGAUAACAGUCCUAAGGAUAGUGCUGAUGUGAGUUAUUUGACCAGUGAUAAAGGGUUACACUCGAGUGUUGAGUCGUUUGGAACUGAUGAUUUCUCUGAGUCAGUACACUCAACAGAUUCCUCAGCCUCAGUAACAAUGGAUAACAGUGUUACCUUAGAUAACAGUGUGACUGCUGACAAUAGUGUUACAAUGAAGGAAAGUUCGGAGUCAAGUGAAUUGUCAGAAUCUGAACUGACAAGCUCGUUAAGCAGUAGAAGCGACGUUGACAAGGGCACAAAUACCGUAAGUCUUAGUGAGGAUACUCACUCUCUCUGUUCAUCAUUAAAUACAACUACUGACACCUCAACAACUAGCAUUAAUUCCUCAGAUAAUACUACAAUAACGGAUAGCUCUAAUACCAGUUUGACUGAGAGUGUGAGUAUGAGCGAUUCAGUUGACACUAGUUUAACUGAAAGUUCGAGCAGUAGACGAACGAGCAUGGAUAGUGAUUUCCAAGACGGCACUGGACUUAAUAAUCAGUCGCCAUUUUCUGGAUUAUCCGAUAACUCCUCUAUUGUUUAUAGUAAACAGUUUUCUGACUUCAAUGAAUCACAAUCUGAUCAACAAGACUUAGAACAGCAUGAUUGUUUGGGGGACCAAAAUGUAGAACAAGAUAAAUUUAGAGUUGAGGUAGAUUCACAAAGACAAAAUUUGGAACAAGAUAACUUCAAAGGUGAUUUAGAUUUAGAAAGCCAAAACUUCAGACACCUUGAAUCUGAUUUAGAGAACCAGAAUUUUGGAAAUUUUCAAAGAGAUUUAGAAAAACAAGAUUACUCUAAAGAUAAAGUGAAUUCUGAUGAAUUUGAGGGUGAUUAUGAUGACCAAAAAUAUGAAGAUGAGGGAAUGGAUGAAGAAUACGUUGAUACAGAUGAAACAGUAGAUUCAUAUGAAGAAGAGGAAGAGGAAUACGAUGAGGAGAUGAUAUUGAACAUAAAGAAUUUAUUCAUGUCAACAUUAAAGAAUAAGUACAAGUCAAUAGGAGCCUCAUUUAAUGCAAUGGACCUAGAAUGUACAGGAAUGGUAACUUGUGAAGUGUUCUUGAGUUUCAUUGAGAAGUUAGGAAUUGGAGCAAUAGAUCACAGAGAACAGAACCUGAUGUUUGAACUGUUGAAGGAGGAUGGGAAAGACUACAUAACAGUUGCCUCGUUUUACAGGUUCAGUGGGGAAUGUGUUACCACAUUACCUGAGUUGAAUCAGCACUUUAUAUCUAUUUUUGGAAGCAGUAGAAUGGCAUUUGAGCGUUUUUUCACAACCCUAACCAAGGCAACGAUGUGCUCAAGAGUUGAUUUUGUUCUCAUUUUGACUCAGGUUGGCAUACCUGAAAAGGAUGCAAAUAUUUUGUUUGAUGCUGUUGACGUUUGCGAGAAAGAUUCUGUGUCAGUUUUCACAAUCCUAAAGAUUUUAGUAGGGGAUUGGGAUGCAGUAACUGCUUUCGAGUAUGAAGAAAAGAUUAACACCAACUUUAAUAGACUGCUGACAUAUCUCUCACCUGAGACUGAUAACUUUAACAGUGAAUUCACAAGAACACUCUCAAGUCAGUUUUUCGAACAGGGACUCGACUGCUCACUGGUAAAUGACUCUUACGAAGAGUUUUACAUUGACAGAGAAUUGUUUUACUUUGACGAACUUUACUCUUUGAUCUCCUCUAAACCUGAGUUUAAACAGGUAUCAUUGCCACAAAAGAGGUUUAUCAUUUCACUCUUCAACAUAAUAACAUUUGGGCCAAGCGCAGCCAGUUCAGAAUCAGAUGAAGACUCCAAUCCACCAGAAGAAUUCGCUGGGGAAGAUAAGAUGGAACAUGUGGAUUUAAUAUGUAGUAAUGAGUAUGAUGUGCCAUUGAUAGCAUUGAUAAGUGGUAGUGCAGAUAUGAGUUUUGAAGGUAUAACUUACCCUAAACACGUUAAGUUUAAUGGCCCUUCAUUCCCAAAUUAUGAACAGUUUAUACAAUCAGCACAUGUUUACACAAGUCCAGAGCCCAUUCCAACUAAUAAAACGCCGUGUAACUAUAACAUUACAGUUGCAAACCCACAAAGUAAAGCACAAGGUAGGGAGAAUGUUGUUGGAAUAAUGCCAUUAACGAGUUUCAUAUACAAUGUUAUACCACUGUUAAAUGAGAGAAGUAGAAGAGUUCCUGUCAUGUUCCAGUUUUUGAAAACUGUAUCUAGUUUCGGUGUUUAUACUGACGAGGAGUUGGAUACUAUAGUGGCAGCUUGUACGGUCAGGCAGUUUAAGCUUCACGAGACUGUGAUUAAAACUGGUGAAGUUCCAACGCACUUUUACCUCAUCUUCAAUGGCUCAGUAACUAUUACAAACGAGUUUAACUUCCAAUUCAAAACUGUAUCCAAGGGUAACUUCUUCUCCACCUUCGAUAUUGUCAAUAAUCAACUUAACACCUUCACAGUCUACGCAAACUGCACCUUGGUGCUUCUAAGUUGGGAACGUAGUGAGUUCUUCAGGGUAUUUACAAAGUACUACACACUUCUCGAUCACGACUCCUGCAAUAUGGAUGACUUUCAGAUCCAGGUUUCUCAAAAAAGCAUUGAUAAAAAAGUCUCAUUUGCUGAGACACCUUAA
Molecule: messenger RNA, 8547 nt
Organism: Theileria parva strain Muguga
Lineage: Eukaryota; Apicomplexa; Aconoidasida; Piroplasmida; Theileriidae
Product: Cyclic nucleotide-binding domain protein
Exons: 1
Coding region: 1-8547 (2848 amino acids)
Cellular component (GO): cytosol
Molecular function (GO): DNA-binding transcription factor activity
Source: RefSeq, a predicted model, not a curated record